CUUGGGAGUUCCCGCUGGCGCGAAAUAGCGCAACAUGGUAACGCUGACAAGCUGCUCGUGGCAACGUUCACCGCCGAUCGAUAGGGGCGCGCAGAGAAGCGAAAGGCAGUGGUGCGGCAUAGCCGGCCGCCAUUGCAAGAUGUAGGGAGUGACUCGGACGAAGUAGAGUUUUACCCUGCCAAGCGAUCCAAACGAACGGACCAUUCUCAAGCACACCAUACGUCCAGUCAACGAUCCGAUCCACUGCAAGACGACGAAGAAGACGAUUUAAAUUUCACCCAGAGAGACACCGCCACAGACCAGCAAUUCGCGAGUCAGUCCAUGUCCCACGUGUACCAAGACGACGACGAUGCCGAGCCUGCUCGAAUUGGCAACAUGAAUCCUAAGACGAAGGAAGACUUGACGGCCAAAACCGUGCGGUAUCUGUUGUACAGGGCAAGUUCUCACACUCCCGUCAAGCUCGGGGACUUGACCAAGGAAAUCUUCAAAGACCAUCGCAAUGCUGCCAGACACUUCCUGGGGGUGGCAGCCAAGAAACUCGAGUCUCUCUUUGGCUACCGCGUUGUCGCGGUGGACGAUGCCGCGUUGGGCGACGCUUCAUCCAAGAAGGACGUUUUUCUCAUCAUAAACAACAUCCAGGACCAGAAGCACCUGCUCAGGAUCAACAAGUGUCAUGGCAUGAAGGAACGCGGCCUCCUCAUGAUAAUCUUUGGGCUCAUCUGGUGCGCGCCACGACGGCUACUGGGGGAAGAUGAACUGUGGAAAAGCUUGAGUCUGCUCGAUAGCUCCAUCCGAGACAAGCGGAAUGCGAUCUUUGGGGACAUGGUGCCACUCGUCAAGCUGUUUGAGUCGCAACUGUACUUGUCAUGCCAUUCCGACAUUGACAACGAUGGAAAGCGCACCAAGAGCUAUGGAUAUGGCCCACGCGCAAUGGCUGAAGUUGGCAAGGCGCACAUCCUGACUUUUGUCUGCAAACUGAUCAAUGGACGCCAUCCGUCUAAAGAACUGCUCGAGGAACUCGAACAUGAGGGGAGAAUUGCAUAGUCGAUGGCAUGACGGCAUGCAUUCAUAUAGGCUCUCUGGAGUAGUAGUCUUCGCCUUAAGUGAUCGUUGUUGUACACUGUGAACGGACUCAGAGUGUGAAGCAAGAAGCGUGGGCCACUUGAAGGACCUUGUGGCAUUCAUUAUUCGGUCGUUGACGACAGCGGUGUCAAGUUCUGAACAUGUUCACUGAGGCGUCAAGCAUUAGAGUCUAAGGAGAACUGGAACACCG
Molecule: messenger RNA, 1273 nt
Organism: Aphanomyces invadans
Lineage: Eukaryota; Oomycota; Saprolegniomycetes; Saprolegniales; Verrucalvaceae
Exons: 6
Coding region: 322-1044 (240 amino acids)
Cellular component (GO): nucleus
Source: RefSeq, a predicted model, not a curated record